This is a messenger RNA of Hypanus sabinus (Atlantic stingray), 4568 nucleotides long. It is a transcript of the gene eif4e2, whose product is annotated as eukaryotic translation initiation factor 4E family member 2. The transcript is spliced from 7 exons. Bases 146 to 850 code for a protein of 234 amino acids. Gene Ontology annotation, biological process: translational initiation. NCBI's taxonomy places the organism in Eukaryota, Metazoa, Chordata, Chondrichthyes, Myliobatiformes, Dasyatidae. The record is from RefSeq and is a predicted model, not a curated record. Gene Ontology annotation, cellular component: cytoplasm; eukaryotic translation initiation factor 4F complex. Gene Ontology annotation, molecular function: translation initiation factor activity; RNA 7-methylguanosine cap binding.
GGGUGGCGCGCACGCUGUUCCCGGAUGUUUCGGCCCCAGCCCCAGCCCCGCAGGUAAAGGCGCCGCCGGAGCCGCUGCUCGAAGGGGAGUGUCUCCGAGUCCGUGUGGAGAGUAACCCCUCCCAAUCCCCCCCGGUGUUGACACCAUGAACAACAAGUUCGACGCUUUAAAAGACGAUGACAGUGGAGACCAGGAUCAACAUGAGGAAAACCACACACAGAAAGAGAAUGAGAAAGAGAAAACAGACAAAGAGAAGCCUCAAAAUAUUACCAAAAGGAAGACUGUUGUCCCUGGCCCAGGAGAACAUCCGCUACAGUACAACUAUACAUUUUGGUAUUCCAGGCGUACUCCAGGUCGACCCACCAGCUCACAGAGCUAUGAACAAAAUGUUAAACAAAUUGGAACAUUUGCUUCUGUUGAACAGUUCUGGAGGUUUUAUAGCCAUUUAGUUCGACCUGGUGAUCUCACAGGCCACAGUGACUUUCACCUAUUCAAAGAUGGCAUUAAACCAAUGUGGGAGGAUGAAGCAAAUAAGAAUGGUGGAAAAUGGAUUAUCCGUUUGCGAAAAGGACUAGCAUCACGUUGUUGGGAAAAUCUGAUUUUGGCAAUGCUGGGAGAACAGUUCAUGGUUGGAGAGGAGAUAUGUGGAGCUGUUGUUUCAGUUCGAUUUCAGGAAGAUAUUAUCUCAAUAUGGAAUAAAACUGCAAGUGAUCAAGCUACAACAGCACGCAUACGGGACACAUUGCGACGUGUUCUAAAUUUACCACCCAAUACCAUAAUGGAAUACAAGACUCACACUGACAGUAUCAAAGACAAUUCAAGCUUUCGAAAUACAAAAAUCACUUUAUGAGAUCUUCAUUACACUUAUUUGUUAAUUUGGAAGGUAUGGCAUGCUUUGUUUUAAAGAAGUAACCAUAUUUUUUUUAAAUUAACAAUACUUCAGAAUGGGAUGGUGCUCAAUAUGAAUCCUAGAAAAUAACAACAGGACAUUGUUAUUUCUGGGAAGAAUUACUCUAUUUUCAGUUGUUUUCACAAAAUGAAUUGCAUUUUUGUUUAAAGCCAGGCUGGGUCUGUUAUGCUAAUGUAUACUGUUUCUAUUGAGUUUUGCUUCCUUAGUUUUAAAAAUUGUGACUAUUGUAAAUGUUGGUGUUUUGUGAAUACAUUGUGUUAGAUAUGGGGAAAAUGAGUCUGCUUGCUGGUUUCACCUAAUUCCUAUCAUUUCAUUGUCAUUCAUCUUUGUAAGUUAUUUUCAUCAUUUAUUUUGUUAACUUCUCAAUUUUUUUAAUGGAAAAAUUGCUGCAACUCAAAUCUUUACCCUGGACUCAGAAAGAAUACCACAUUACUUGUCUGGUGCUAUUUCCCAAUAAACAGCACUUUAUGACUGAAAGCUUUGUGUUGUGUGUUAAUUCUGACAUCUGUUUACUUUAGCCUAGAGGUCUUCAAUGACAAGUUGCACAGUUAUUACAAAAGACAACCAAAUAACCAUGACAAAGGAAAAGACUAUUUAAUCUUUUAUUUAAAUGGUUACAUGUAAUUAAAAUGCUACUUUAAGGAGAACAUAAUAUUAGAUCAUAUCUGUGGUGUUAUUCAAUUCCUUUAUCUUUUGUUCUAACAAUACGGAAAAGGCAAUAUUAUCUUGGAUAAUAGAGGACUUCAGUAUCAUCGUUUUUAUGUAUGUGGUAUGAUGGGGAAUUUGCAGCUAUUCAUUUUUGUCUUUCUGUACUCUUGAAAUGUAAUGUACCAUGGUUGAAGUAAUUUAUAACAGCAUGCUUACAAAGUAUACUUGGAUUUUCUUUUGUAACAUGCAGAAGAACAAAGCAGGUCAGGCAGCAUCAAUGGAAAGGAACAAACUGUAGACAUUUCAGGCUGAGACCCUUCAUCAGGUCUCAGAUCGAAACAUCAGUUAAUUCCUCUCGAUAAAUACUGCCUGACCUACUGAGUUCCUCCAGCAUCAGCAGAAUCUUCUGUUAAUGUUCAAUGCUAGCAAAGAAUGUAAUCUAAGAUUUCAUUUAUGAACAUAUUCAAUUGCAUAGUUUCACCAUGCAAUAAACAUAAAAAAGAAACCUCAGUGUUAAAUGGCCAACUUUGAUUUUGAGGGUCUUGGCCCGAAAUGUCAACUGUGCUCUUUUCCAUAGACGCUGCCUGGCCUGCUGAGUUGCUCCAACAUUUUGUGUGUGGUGCUUUGAUUUUGAGGUGUGACUCCUGAUUCUGGACUCCUUAGAUAGGACAAAUGUACUUCUGCAUCCAUCCUGUUAGAAAUUUGACAGUUUCAGUGAGAUCUCCACUCAUUUUAUCAAACUGGAGGAUACGGGCCUGCUCUACUUACUCUACUCUCACUCAGGAUAUCUACCACAUCAACCAUCAGUGUUGCUAUGUGCUCCCUCUAUGGCAGGUAUUUCCAUCUUAGACAAAAUUCUAAAAUGGUUUCUAAUUGAAGCACAGCUCACAUUAGUUGAAAUCAUUGUUUCAGUGGAAACAGCAGACAGAGACACAAUUCAGUUGCAGUCAGAAAUGAAAAUGAGCAUGAACAAAAUUGCAAUGUGUAAACAGAAACCAGCCUGGCUGAACAAAUUGUGUUACUGUUGUGGCAGGGGCUCACAUACAAUGCAGAUCAAUGCAGAUUUUAAAAUGAAAUGUAUAGAAAGUGCAACAAAGUAGAAUACAUACAAAAGAGUAUGUUGACCAGACAAAAGUAAAUGGUGUGCACAGGGUGUGCAGCUCACAAAGUUCUUCCUCUUCUCUCAAAGUCAAGUUUUCAGGCUGAGCAGAAGAUUCAGAGAAAGGAUCCCUCACCCAGUCACACACUUGUGUUGAAAGGGAGGAAAGAUGGUGUUCAAUUUUGUUCUGCAGUUCUUCCAGAUGAUUUUCAAUAAGACCCAGUUUAUCUCACAAAACCUCUUCAGUAUCAUGUGACAUGUCAUUAAUACAUUGACCUAUCAUACUGUUUGAGAGUGAAACCUUUUCAAUUUCUCAUAUGAUAUCCUGUGCUAGCAUUUUACCUGCUAUAAUUUUACAUGCUGGCAUAAUUAGGAUCUUACCAACUCUAUGACUUUUCCUUUUCUGGGUAAUAAGUUCUGCUACUAAAUAACUUGCUCCUGAUUCCUUUCACUGACUGAAUUUAUUAACUAAAACUUUACUCUGUUUGCUUAGAGAUUCCAAUAGCCAUUUAAAAUAAUCAGCAGUUUUACAUGUCAUAUGGCUGUGACUUGUUAAGUGUCUUCAAUUUUGCUGGAGUCACUGCUGUAUCUGUAAGCUGUUUGCCGGAGACUAGGCACAAUGGAAUAGGACAACUUGGAUCACCAUUCCUUUGAUAAGUAGCUUUCAUUGUAAAGACAAAACUCAUUUAUGUGUCUGUUGUUGCAUUAGUGCAGUGAAAUGACUCAGAAGAUUAAUUCUUCAUCAUUAACCUUAUCAGAAUUGUCCAUGGGCUUAGGCCUAGAAUCCUCCUCUUCCAUCUUGCACCUCCUCUUCAAAAUUUGCCACAUUAGACCAUCAGGCAUGUUUGUAAAGUGGAGGGGUUAAUAAAAUACCCCUGUGUAUUUUACAUAGGGAGAGGCUGAUGUCACGGCCCAAGUUGGGCAAGUCCGUUCAAUGCUCGGAAAAUGCAUUUUACUUUCAUCAGUCUAUCAUCCUCCCCUCCAUGCAAUGCAGCGCUGACCAAUUAUCAACAGGCUUCCCUAUCUCCCAUCCAAAUACUGGGCUAACGAGAUUGCUAACAGGGCUGCUCGGUCACUGCCCACCACUGCGAGCACUAGCAUUGCUUGUAGUGCAAAGUUCAAAUAAUGAUAUAUAUUUUUAAUCACAAUAUCUUGCUGGACCCCAGUUGAAAAACACUGUAAGAGAGUUCAAGAAGCUUGAAGUAAGUCACAAACGUUUAGCUUUUGUGAAUGAAUAUAAAGGAACAGAAUCUACUCUGUGUGCAAUAAGGUUAUUGCAUGAAUUUCAAAUGGGAGACAAAAAGCUGCUUGUAAGGGUAGAUGGAAAGACCAGAACCCAGCUGGAUGAAUGGACGACCAUAAAGAAAGGAGUUAAUAGAGAUACAAAAACAGAGGAUGUUGCAGAUGAGGAAACCAAGAGGAGAAAUCAGAUUAUAAAGGGAGCAAUGGAAGGAUUAAUAAAAGAAUACUCCAGUAAACUAUAUGCACCUUCCCAAGAUCAAGAUGCACAAACUAUAAGAAGAAAGGUGUCCAGAGCUGUCAGAACCACUUCCUGUAGUCUCAGAGUCAACUCCUACAACCUCCACAGAGGAGACUCCAGAACCUGAAAUUGUUUUCACAGCCACAAAUCUCACCUGCCAAGCAGAGUGAUCCCCCUUGUCAGGAAAGGCGUUAGCCCACAAUAAUGAAAAAAUCCUCCACAACGAUUAAAUUUUUUGACCUAAAUGGGACAAUUUAAAAUUUAAUAUGCUGUGGAUGUUUGUAUAUAGCCAUAAGAUAUAAGAGCAGAAUUAGGCCAUUUGGCCAGUUGAGUCUGCCCCACCAUUUCAUCAUGGCUGAUCCAAUUUCCCUCUCGGCCCCAAUCUCUUGCCUUUUCCUCAUAUCCCUUCAUGCCCUGACCAAUCAAGAAUC